AGGCCAGGUGGGAGUUUCCACUCUCCGUGGGGCCUGGGCUGCUGCUGUGGGGCCUUUGCAGAGCCCAGAGUUGUGCAUGGCCGAGGUGAUGCUUAAGGAAGAUCCUGGGCCUAGGGGACCAAGUCCCGUGAGCGUCAAGUUGGGGCGGGACUUAGGCUCCUCGUUCCUUCUCAGGUGGGAGCAUGCCGGGGCUGCGGAGGCACAGGCUUCCUUCCGCGUGGACUUUGCUCCUCCUGCCGUUCCUGUGGCUGCUCAUGCCCGCGGCCCCCGCACCCCACCGCGGGUCCUACAAGCCGGUGAUCGUGGUGCAUGGGCUGUUUGACAGUUCCUACAGCUUCCGCCACCUGCUGGACUAUAUCAAUGAGACGCACCCCGGGACUGUGGUGACAGUGCUUGAUCUCUUCGAUGGCAGAGAGAGCUUGCGGCCGCUGUGGGAGCAGGUGCAGGGCUUCCGAGAGGCUGUGGUCCCCAUCAUGGAAAAGGCCCCCGAAGGGGUGCACCUCCUGUGCUACUCCCAGGGGGGCCUGGUGUGCCGAGCCUUGUUGUCUGUCAUGGACGACCACAACGUGGAUUCUUUCAUCUCUCUCUCCUCCCCGCAGAUGGGGCAGUAUGGAGACACAGACUAUUUGAAGUGGCUCUUCCCUACGUCCAUGCGGUCUAACCUUUAUCGGGUCUGCUACAGCCCUUGGGGCCAGGAAUUUUCCAUCUGCAACUACUGGCACGAUCCUCACCAUGAUGACUUGUACCUCAACGCCAGCAGCUUUCUGGCCCUCAUCAACAGGGAGAGAGACCACCCCAAUGCCACUGCGUGGCGGAAGAACUUCCUUCGAGUGGGCCAUGUGGUGCUGAUUGGGGGUCCUGAUGAUGGAGUGAUCACUCCCUGGCAGUCUAGCUUCUUUGGUUUCUACGAUGCCAACGAAACUGUCUUAGAGAUGGAGAAGCAGCCGGUUUAUCUUCGGGAUUCUUUCGGGCUGAAGACUCUCUUGGCCCGGGGUGCCAUAGUGAGGUGUCAGAUGGCUGGGAUCUCUCACACCGCCUGGCACUCCAAUCGCACGCUCUAUGACACUUGCAUCGAGCCGUGGCUCUCCUGAAGCUGUCCUCGAGGGUGUCUCCAGGAAUUCCCCAGUCCAGAGUGGUUGUGGCCUUGGGAAGCAGAUGCCAGGCUCCGGCAAGCCUGUGACCACCUCAUCGCUCCCACACUGCCCCACCCCCACCAGGGCUCCCUGAGCCCUCCCCCUGCUCCUCUGUGAAUGACAGGCCCUGGUCCCCUACCUCACAUCCUCACUUGGGGAUGCCCCCGAGCCCUCCCUUUCUGCCAUGGCUGAGGUUGGGAAGCAGGCACUGUGGCCCCGUUGCUGCUGCUGUUGCUCCUCCGGGUCUGGCUGCACCGGAAGAGCCCAGGCCCUGCCCACCACACGGGGCUCCUUCCAGGCCACUCAGGACAUUUUUAGCUUGUUAUCCCCAUAUUCCCUUGUUCUCAGCUUUCCCUUUGUCGCCAGCCUCCUCAGCAAGAGGGACACCCGUAAGAGGGGUUCCGAGGCUCCCCUAUGGGGACAGUUCCACUUUUGAAGUGUCAGUGUUGGGGAAUAUCUGUGGCCUGCAAGGCCCAUCUCAGGUUUGGGGAUUCCCCCAGUCCCUAUGAUCAGUAUUGGGGUCUCCCCUGGGAGCCUAGGUUCUUUGAGGCCCCAGGCCCUCUUUUAACUGCCCUUUAUCGGGUGUCCCUUGUAUUUAUAGAAAUAAAGUUCCGUUUCCUC
This is a messenger RNA of Meriones unguiculatus (Mongolian gerbil), 1754 nucleotides long. RefSeq names its product palmitoyl-protein thioesterase 2 (gene Ppt2). Gene Ontology annotation, cellular component: lysosome. The record is from RefSeq and is a predicted model, not a curated record. Gene Ontology annotation, molecular function: palmitoyl hydrolase activity; thiolester hydrolase activity. The coding region runs from base 183 to 1091 and encodes 302 amino acids. NCBI's taxonomy places the organism in Eukaryota, Metazoa, Chordata, Mammalia, Rodentia, Muridae. The transcript is spliced from 9 exons.